Zingiber officinale is the source of this 1704-nucleotide messenger RNA. RefSeq names its product serine/arginine-rich splicing factor SR45-like. Gene Ontology annotation, cellular component: ASAP complex; cytoplasm; nucleoplasm. The record is from RefSeq and is a predicted model, not a curated record. Gene Ontology annotation, molecular function: RNA binding. Lineage: Eukaryota; Viridiplantae; Streptophyta; Magnoliopsida; Zingiberales; Zingiberaceae. Gene Ontology annotation, biological process: mRNA splicing, via spliceosome. The transcript is spliced from 12 exons. The coding region runs from base 91 to 1365 and encodes 424 amino acids.
AGCACUUCUGACUCAGCUGACUCUUCGCUGCCCGUCUCAUUCGUACCCUAGGGUUUUGCGUUUUGAGGGUUUCCGACGACUGCCGCAUUCAUGGCGAAGCCUGGCAGAGCUCGGUCCCGAUCCUCCCCGUCUCGGUCGUUCUCCGGCUCUGAUUCCCGAUCUCGAUCUCGCUCUCGCUCCAGGUCACUCUCUUCGUCCUCCUCGCCCUCACGAAGUGUGAGCUCUCGGAGUCGGUCCCCUCCGCCGCAGAAGAGUGGAACCACAGCUGUUAGAAGAGGUCGUUCGCUGACACCGCCAUCUAAAAAAACUUCACCACCGCCUAAAAAAGCUUCACCGCUGCCCAAAAAAGCUUCACCACCGCCCAAAAAAGCUUCACCACCAAGGAAAGCAUCACCAGUACCUGAGUCUGUCGUUCUUCACAUCGAUCACUUAUCUAGGAAUGUCAAUGAAGCUCAUCUUAAAGAGAUUUUCGGCAAUUUUGGUGAGAUAGUCAAUGUAGAACUGGCAAUGGAUCGACUGGUUAAUCUUCCUCGUGGGUAUGGAUAUGUUGAGUACAAGAAGAGAGUUGAUGCUGAGAAGGCUCUUCUUUACAUGGAUGGGGGUCAAAUUGAUGGAUGUAUCACCCGGGUGAGAUUUACACUUACACAACGCCAGAAAGCUUCUUCACCUAUAAAGGUUGUGCCUACUGCUCCAAAGAAGGAAGCUCCACCUAAAGAUAAAGUUGGUCCACCUGCAGAAAAAGAUGUGCCCCCACAACCUAGGGAAACUUCUCCAAGAAGGAAACCUCCCUCUCCACCACGGAGACGGUCCCCUCCAAACAGAAGAGUUGUUUCCCCUAGACGUCGCCCUGAUUCCUCUCCACGUCGUCGUGUGGAAUCUCCUGUUCGUAGACGAGUAGAUUCUCCUGCAAAUCGGCGCACUGAAACAUCACCUCGACGAAGGCCACCUUCUCCUCCUAGAAGACGCUCUCCGUCACCACCUCGGAGGCAUAGAUCACCUGUUCGGAUCUCUCCUAGAAGAGGACGUGGGAGCCCUAUCCGUAAACGAUCUCCUCUUCCACCUAGGAGGCGAUCACCUCCUAGGCGAGCAAGGAGCCCACCAAGGAGGUCACCUCCUCCGCCUCGACAUCGUAGCCGUUCGCCAAUGAGGAGACCUCUACGUUCUAAUUCUAGAUCAAUAUCUCCUCGCAGGGGUCGUGCUCCUCCACCAAGACGGGGCAAUUCAGAAUCGUCAUACUCUGGAUCUCCUAGUCCUCGCAAGGGUGCUCGAAGGAUAUCAAGAAGUCGCAGUCCUAGAAGGCCUGUUAGAGGAAGAAGCAGCAGCAACAGCAGGAGCAGCAGCUCCCCUCCGCCGAGAGGUAAGUAACCACUUAUUGCAGGGACAGUUUGCUACACUGAAUGCUGAAACAAUGUAUCUGAGAUGUGUUGAGCAAGGUUCGACCAGUAGUGAUCAUGCACUUGUAGACGAUUCAUGGGGCACUUUCUUAGAAACAGUUUGAAUAUCUAGUUACUGAAGAGAUUGUUGUAGUAAUACUUCUAUGAAUUUGUCAUUUAAAACUAGCGUUGCAGUGAAUUGUCUAGGUGUUAAUGCAGACAAGUUUGCAUCGAUGGUAAUCUAGUGGGAAGGAAGAGAUAAGAUUCAUGUGGUUGAUGAUGGCUAUACUGUUUGAUGAUAUCCUAGAUGAUUUUCCAAUUUACUUUUCAA